UAAAAACGUAUACUAUAUGAAUAUUAUUUUUGCGGGUAUGACCUUAAUUACCGGAAUUUUCACAACAAAUAGAAGAAUUCCAGAUCCUUCAAAAGGUGAAGAAGAAAGAAAAGCAGUGGAGAAGUUAAGAAUAGGAGCUUGAUAUUUUGAAUCCUUUUAGUUAUGGUUUAUAGAAAUUUCUUUAUCGAAUACAUCUUAAUUAGUUGCAGAUAAUUUUUUGCGCCCAAAAUAGAAUUGCCUAAUUAAGAUAUUGAUCUGGUUGUACAAGACACGACUAUUUCCCCACCAAUGGACCCAUAUCGAAACUUUUCUUCCUCGGGAAUCACAAGCUUCUAUUACCACUAAAAGGUUCAAUAGACGAUUAAGAAUUAUGUCAAGUGGCGAAGAAGAGAGGACCCCAACAGGAAGGAAGAAAACCACAAAGUCUUCAGUUUUAUCAGAGGAGCAAAAGAAAGCACAUCAUAUAGCUUCAGAACAGAAACGAAGAGAGAACAUUCGAUCUGAAUUUGAUAAGAUUGUCUCGUUGACUCCCACAUUAACGGAUCUGGAGAAUAGAUCCGAGUUGAAUAUAUUAACUAAGAGUGCUGAUUUUAUAGAUCAGUUGAGAGAAGAAAAUAUCAAGUUGGUAGAGUUAGCUAAAUUGAAAGGUAUUCAUGUUCCAUCAGAGUUGAUAUAUAAUGGUCCUACUAGUGAUGGUAGUGAUAUAGCCAAAUAGUGAUCGAAAAUUGUUUCCUUUCCUUUCUUUUCCUUUUCAUUCGUUCGUUCAUUGGACCAGAA
This is a messenger RNA of Scheffersomyces amazonensis, 777 nucleotides long. It is a transcript of the gene INO4, whose product is annotated as Ino4p. The transcript is spliced from 2 exons. Bases 371 to 715 code for a protein of 114 amino acids. Lineage: Eukaryota; Fungi; Ascomycota; Pichiomycetes; Serinales; Debaryomycetaceae. Gene Ontology annotation, molecular function: DNA-binding transcription factor activity; protein dimerization activity. The record is from RefSeq and is a predicted model, not a curated record. Gene Ontology annotation, biological process: positive regulation of transcription by RNA polymerase II. Gene Ontology annotation, cellular component: RNA polymerase II transcription regulator complex.